Messenger RNA from Polyodon spathula (Mississippi paddlefish), 3725 nucleotides. RefSeq names its product guanylate-binding protein 2-like. Gene Ontology annotation, biological process: lipid transport; lipoprotein metabolic process. The transcript is spliced from 9 exons. Gene Ontology annotation, cellular component: extracellular region. Bases 778 to 3021 code for a protein of 747 amino acids. Lineage: Eukaryota; Metazoa; Chordata; Actinopteri; Acipenseriformes; Polyodontidae. The record is from RefSeq and is a predicted model, not a curated record. Gene Ontology annotation, molecular function: lipid binding; GTP binding; GTPase activity.
GUCGAGUUUUUAUUCGUCUUUAACACACAUCACACGGGGUCUCGGUUUAUUCACCAGAAAUAGGAAGAAAGGGUUGAAGAAAGAUAAUGCAGGGGAAAGUGUACAACUGAACAGUGUGGAUAAAGGUAGAAAUACAAGAUGUGUGAAUAAUCUUAUUCAGAGCAAGAGGGUGGUGGCGGCCUCUGUAAGAAACAGAUACACAUUAUCAUCCAGGCCCUGCCGCCUCCACACGCUACAUCACAUCUUGACAGAUAAGUUCAAUUUAACACGUUCUAUGCUUAAUACAAAACACAGUAUGGUACUUCAUCAACAGCAACACAAAUCUUUGUUGUAUCACAUGAAAUUGUAUCGCAAUCUUCCCCAAUCCUGGUGUUCCCAGACACCCAGGCACUCAUGUCUCCUAUUAUCUGGGCCCCUUUUACUGAACAUCGCGCAGACAGACUCUCAACCAGGGACUGCUAUUGGGUAGGAAGGGCUCAUACAUUUGGGCUGCCUUUGACAAGUGCAGAAUGCUGUUCUGGGUCCAAAUACUGAGCACAGCAACACCAACUGAACUAUUACAUGUGCUGUUAUGUUAUUGAACAGCAUAAAUGGACUGGAUAACCAAGUACUGUGCACAGUAUGUAUGUAGGUAGACUUCUAAUCCUAUGAACGGUUACUGUGCUUAUGGACAAUCAUUCUGGAUUUUUUUCAGUAUAAAUAUUGGGUGGUGGCAACUCUAGAGUUUCAAAACUGAAUACAGAAUCUCCCUCCACCAGCAGCAGAAACCAGGAAAAAAUGGAUGCCCCACAGCAGCUUGUCAAAUUCACAAGCGACAGACUUGUCAUCAAUGAAGAAGUUGCAAAGUACCUAUCAACACUGAUGGGUGUGGCUGAGGUAAUAUCUAUUGUUGGUAAGAGCAGAACUGGAAAGUCGUACCUCUUGUCUCGCUUCUUUGGGGAUGGGAAUGGAUUUAAGGUUGAACACGACUAUAAAGCAUGUACCAAAGGGAUCUGGGUGUGGGCAAGACCUCAUCCUUCCCGUCCAGACACCAAUCUCCUGCUGCUGGACACUGAGGGAGCAGAUGACUUUAAAGGUGGAGUCCUUCAAGAUAAACAGAUAUUUUUACUGACUUCGCUUCUCUCCAGCAGUCUGAUCUACAAUACAAUGAAAUCCUUAAACAAAAGUGACACGACAGACAUCAUUGAACUUUUACAGGCAGUGAGAGAAAUACUAACGCUAGACAAGAGCCAGGAAGGCAGUAGUGGUUCUCUCCAAGAUUAUCUUCCAAACCAUUUCUAUUUCGUGAUUCGAGAUUGCCAGUUUGAAGAUUGUGGAGAAGAGGAAUUUCUGCAAUAUGUGCUGAAUUCCAUGGAUACAUGUAUGAAAGAAAAUAUUAAGGCAGCUUUUUCUAAUAUGGAAAUGCAGCUUUUACCAGCACCAAUGAGAUCCCUGAAAGAAUUGAAGCCUGAAGACUUAGAUACAAAAUUCCAGACUGCUCUGUCUGAGUUUAUUACCCGUGUUCGUGAUAAACGCUCCACUCCAAAGACAGUUAGCAAGGAAAAGACACACUGCACACCUGGAGGGAUUGUAGACCUGGCACGGUCCUAUGUCCGAAAACUGAAUAAUAAUGAAAGUGUGUGUCUACGCGAGGCUGCCAAAGAUAUGACUGAAACCCAACUAAACCGUGCAUUCAGGGAAGCCUGGGAGGAGUUUCAGAGUUACAUGCAGGCAGUCAUCGAUCAGCUACCCAUGGAAACUAAACAACUGACAGAAGCCCAUUCUGAGGCCCAGCAACGUGCAAUGACGGCAUAUGAAAAAUACACCAGUUUUUGCAUUGACGUGCAGAAAACUCAGGAUAAAAAAUGUGCAUUUUCGGUACAAAUUGAAAACAAUAGGGAGGUGCUCUUGAAGAUAAAUUAUGAAAAAUCUGAACUGAAGUGCGGGAAAGAGUUUGCCAUUCUCAAGAAAAAACACAUUGGACCUGUCACGGACUAUACUGGCAUAGAGGCAUUUGAAAAAAUGAGGAGGCAGAUCAACAAGCUGAUAGAUGGAUAUAAUCAGCUUUCAGGUAUGGGACCGGCAAAACAAGCAGUAUUCUCUGAACUCUAUAAGACUGAAUUAGUGGAUUUACUGACAAUUGCUUAUAAGGCAACAAUUAGUUUCAUUGAACAACAGUAUGCAGAAAGGAAGGGAAGAAUACAACUUUUUGUAGCAGAGCUUAAGAAGACUGCAGACAUCAUGGAUAAACUUCAAAAGGACUCCACCAUAGCAAAUGUAGCUGGAAGUUCUACUGCUGUAGCUGGAAGUAUUCUAACCAUAACAGGGCUGGCACUGCUUCCCUUUACAUUUGGAGCCUCUGCUAUACUAACUGGUGUAGGGGUUGGGGUUGGUGUGGCUGGGGGUGUUACCACUGUCACCGCAGACAUAUGCAGGUUUGUUAAAAAUAAAGAUUUGAACAAUGAUGUUAAGGCUGCACAUGAAAAAAUUGUGCAGGACUUAAAAGAGAUUGCAGAACUCUUGGAAUAUGUAUGUGGCCAACUUUCAGAGGAGAAGGAAGUAGGUGAUAUUAACUGGAUGAAUCAUGUAUACAGGAUCUUUGCCAUAGGUAAUUUUGUAGGAGUGCUUGAUGACAUUGUAGCUGUAGGCGCUAGAGUAGCUGCUAACGUUGCCAGAGUAGCAGGUAUAGUGUUGGCUGCACUUGUGAUAGUGCUGGAUUCAUUUGCUAUUAUUAAGAAGUCUAUUAAAAUCCAUGAGGGAUGUAAAACUGAAAGAGCAAAAGAGAUCCGUGAUCUGGCUCAAAGUAUAGAAGAAGAACUAACAAAAGUAGAGGGCUGUAUCGCACAAAUGAAAAAUACAAAAAAAUCAUAUGAUGAAACAUCUCUAAUGAUUCAGACAACCCAACUCUCUCUUUUUGCCAAAAAAAAUACAAAAAAGUCAUAUGAUGAAACAUCUCUAAUGAUUCAGACAACCCAACUCUCUCUUUGCCAAAAAAAAAAAACUAAAAAAAACCACUCUGAUCUGAAGAUGAGCUCUAGAUAAGUCACUUCUGAAUUGAUUAAAAUAAAAAAGUAGCCUACUCAGCAUUUGGGAUUGUCUACUGAGGUGUAUAUAUAUAAUUUUUUGUUACUAUAGAGGUAACGAACAGAAAGUUUCUUAGACUCAGUAGUGCUGGGUCCCCAUGAAGAUCUCCCUGAAAUUAACCUCAUAAACUUGGGCUGUCUGGAUUCAUUCAGAGUUGAAAUAACACACAAUUAAGUAUAGGCUUCACCUGCCAACAUAUUUCAUAUAUUUCCCCUUGCUCUAUACAUUAGGUCUUUUCAAGAGGCAUUGGGAUAGGAUGCUACAUUAUCCUGUGUGCUUUGUACAGGAUUAUGUUUACUUUGAAAUGUUUUUUUUUUAAUUUUUAAUGCAUAAUACAUCUUGAUCAUAUUCAAUAUGCACUGCAGUACUUCUGACUUUGCUUUAAUUUGUUGACGCAUUUUUAUAUUUUAUUAACUACAUUUAUUAUUUUAAAUCAUGGAUUGAUUUGUAUAUAUUGAUGUUUUUGAUUAUCUUCUGGGCUAAGUUUCUGUGAAACUUAAGGGUAGAGAUAGUGUUAGGAUUUUAACAAAGAGUAACUGCAUUUUAUUUUUUGUUUUUAUUCCAAAACAUUUCUUCAUUUUAAGAAUAAAGAGUUUCAUGGUGUAUUUUGUUGUCAUUAACAAUUCAUGGUGGUUUUAAUAUUAAAUUCUCUAAAAACAAAA